Messenger RNA from Salvelinus sp. IW2-2015, 1084 nucleotides. NCBI's taxonomy places the organism in Eukaryota, Metazoa, Chordata, Actinopteri, Salmoniformes, Salmonidae. The record is from RefSeq and is a predicted model, not a curated record.
AGGAGAUCUGAUUAACACCAGAGAGAUAAGGGACUAUCGUGGAUCCUCUGGGGAGCCUCAACAACCUCAUGAUGCUGACAUGGCAGAGAAGAGUUUCUCCACAUCAGAACACCUCAAGAAACACCCGCAGAUAUCCACAGGGAAGAAACCUCACUGCUGCUCUGACUGUGGGAAGAGAUUCACCUCCUCAGCAGGCAUUAAAAUUCAUCAGAGAACACACACACGAGAAAAACCUUAUAGCUGUACUCAAUGUGGGAAGAGUUUUACUCAGCUAAGAAGCCUGAUAUCACACCAGAGAACACACACAGGAGAGAAACGAGAGAAACCAUAUAGCUGUGAUGAAUGUGGGAAGAGUUUUUAUACAUCUAGACAUCUUACUGUACACCAAAGAACACACACAGGAGAGAAACCGUAUAGCUGUGGUCAAUGUGGGAAGAGUUUUACUCAGCUAAGCAGCCUGAUAUCACACCAGAGAACACACACAGGAGAGAAACCAUAUACUUGUGCUGAAUGUGGGAAGAGUUUUGAUACAUCUAGCCAUCUUACUGUACACCGAAGAACACACACAGGAGAGAAACCGUAUAGCUGUACUCAAUGCGGGAAGAGUUUUGCUCGGCAAAGCAGCCUGAUAUCACACCAGAGAACACACACAGGAGAGAAACGAAAGAAACGGUAUAUUUGUGAUGAAUGUGGGAAGAGUUUUGUUACAUCUAGCCAUCUUACUGUACACCAAAGAACACACACAGGAGAGAAACCUUAUAGCUGUACUCAAUGCGGGAAGUGUUUUUUUACAGCUAGCCAUCUGAUUCGACACCAGAUAACACACACAGGAGAGAAACCGUAUAGCUGUGAUCGAUGUGGGAAGAGUUUUACUCAGCUAAGCAGCCUGAUAUCACACCAGAGAAUACACACAGGAGAGAAACCUUAUAGCUGUACUCAAUGUGGAAAGAGUUUUACUCACCUAAGCAGCCUGAUAUCACACCAGAGAACACACACAGGAGAUAAAGCGUAUAUCUGUGAUCGAUGUGGGAAGAGUUAUACUCAGCUAAGCAGCCUGAUAUCACACCAGAGAACACACACAGGA